This is a messenger RNA of Python bivittatus (Burmese python), 3148 nucleotides long. RefSeq names its product galactosidase beta 1 (gene GLB1). Gene Ontology annotation, molecular function: beta-galactosidase activity. The record is from RefSeq and is a predicted model, not a curated record. Gene Ontology annotation, biological process: carbohydrate metabolic process. Lineage: Eukaryota; Metazoa; Chordata; Lepidosauria; Squamata; Pythonidae.
GGCGGAAGCAGUCAGGUGACUCGAGUCAUGCGAUCGGUGGGCCGGCGGCUUCCUUUCUUCUAUUUCCUCGCUUUGCUGCUUUGCCAUGCUUGCUCUGACUUUGUUUCACCUCCUGGCAGCAGGAUUUGGAUCCCCGAUUACAUCCCAGAGAAGCUUUGAGAUUGAUUAUGCUCGCAACUGCUUCCUCAAGGAUGGGAAACCAUUCCGCUACAUCUCAGGCAGCAUCCAUUAUUCCCGGAUUCCCCGUUUCUACUGGAAGGACCGUCUCCUGAAGAUGAAAAUGGCAGGCCUUGAUGCUGUUCAAACGUAUGUUCCAUGGAACUUUCAUGAACCUGAGCCAGGAGUUUACAACUUCACUGAUGACAGAGAUCUGGAAUAUUUCCUGAAACUUGCUGAUGAGAUUGGCUUGUUGGUCAUAUUGAGAGCGGGGCCUUAUAUAUGUGCAGAAUGGGACAUGGGUGGUCUACCUGCCUGGUUAUUAGAAAAAGAAUCUAUUGUCCUUAGAUCUUCUGAUUCAGACUACUUAGCAGCUGUGGGAAGAUGGAUGAGGGUCUUACUACCAAAGAUGAAAUUUUACCUUUAUCAGAAUUGGGGCCCAAUUAUUAUGGUGCAGGUUGAAAAUGAAUAUGGAAGUUACUUUGCGUGUGAUUUUCAUUACCUUCGUUAUCUUAAGAACCUUUUUCGCCAGUACCUUGGGAAUGAAGUAGUCCUGUUUACAACAGAUGGUGCAACCAAGGUUUUUUUGCGCUGCGGAGCUCUUCAAGGCCUUUAUUCAACGGUGGAUUUUGGACCAGGUACCAAUGUCACUGCAGCAUUUUCAGCUCAGAGACUAACUGAGCCUCAAGGCCCCUUGGUCAAUUCUGAGUUCUAUACUGGUUGGUUAGAUCAUUGGGGCCACCCUCAUAAUGCUAUACCAUCAUCAGUCGUAGCUAAAACUCUUAGUGAAAUCUUGGCACAUGGAGCUAAUGUUAACCUUUAUAUGUUCAUAGGAGGAACUAAUUUUGGCUACUGGAAUGGAGCCAAUACACCAUAUAUGGCACAGCCUACUAGCUAUGAUUACGAUGCCCCACUGAGUGAAGCAGGGGAUCUCACAGAGAAGUAUUUUGCACUCAGAGAAGUCAUUGGCAUGUACAAGGACUUACCAAAGGGGCCUAUACCUCCAACAACUCCCAAGUUUGCCUAUGGAGAAGUUAAACUGAUGAAGGUUGGCAUGGUGACUGAACUUCUGAAUGAUCUUUCACCUUCUGGACCAAUUAAAAGCAUAUAUCCUUUGACAUUUGUUCAACUAAAGCAGUACUUUGGAUACGUAUUAUACAGAACGAAGCUAUCAAGGAACUGUAGUAAGGAAAUUCUCUUUUCACUUGAUGCCAUUCAUGAUCGGGCCUACGUCUCCGUGGAUGGGAUUCCUCAGGGGAUUCUUGAAAGAAACAAGUUGUUAAAGCUAAACAUAACUGGGAAUGCAGGAGCCAAUCUGGAUUUGUUGGUAGAAAAUAUGGGUCGAGUAAAUUAUGGACGAUACAACAAUGACUUCAAGGGCCUGAUUUUGAAUUUAACUCUUGCUCAAGAUAUCCUUCUUGACUGGGAGAUAUAUCCCCUGGACAUUGACAGAGCAGUGCAAGAGGGCUUCAGUCCUAAGAUAUCUGGAAAAAAAGCAUCUGCAUAUGAAGAGCCUAGUUUUUAUACUGGGAAUUUUUCCAUUCCUAGUGGAAUUCCAGAUUUGCCUCAGGACACCUACCUCAAAUUUCCAGGGUGGACAAAGGGACAAGUCUGGAUCAAUGGCUUUAAUUUAGGACGCUACUGGCCAGCCCGUGGCCCUCAGUUAACAUUGUUUGUUCCUAGCAACAUUCUUGUUUCAUCUUCUCCAAAUAAUAUUACCAUUCUGGAGCUGGAGAAGUCUCCUUGUGGCACCCAGAAUUGUUUGGUGGAAUUUGUAGACAAACCCAUCCUCAAUGGAACUCUUCUUUAUGAAAGCAGUUCUGAGAAGCUGUUCUCCAAAGAUUUGUGGUUGGGCCCUAUAUAAUUCUGCUGGAUUUAUUGACUGUUGAGACUAUCAAAAUAUUCAGAUUCAAAUGGUUGGUUAGUGGUAGGAAGUGUUAUGUUUUAAGAGAUUUUAACUCCAUGAAAAUGAACAAGCAUAUUCUGUGCUUUUAAAAUAGUCAUCUGACACUGGUGAAAUCCCAAUUAUAUUUAAUUGAUUUUUCCACAUAUUAAAUUAAGAGGAUAAUUUCUUAAAGCUUGUCUGGGUGUUAUUUUAUCACCCAAAUUUAACUGGAUAUUCCUAGACAUGCCAGACUGUUUUAUCCUUGUACCAUUGUAGCUUUUCAGCAUAAACAUGUUUGGUUCUGGAAUACGUUAGUGCUUUUAUAUGAUGUCUGUCUGUGUUAGAACUGAUGAAAUUAUUAAUACUGCACCCAUCACUGUUCCCCUGCCUCAUAAAAGUCUGAAAAUAAAUGUAAAGUUGCCAAAAUGACAAUGCACAACCAAGUUAGUACAAAAUCCUUAAUCACAAUACAAUAGUUGUUGGAGUCACUCUAAUUUUAUUAUUUUUUAAGAACAUAAAGUCAGUUAAUCAGGAUGCAGCCAUUCUGGAGAAUUCUUCAAAUAGUUUACCUGUUCAUGAUGAUCUAGUAGAUUUCUGGAAGUUAACUGUCUGAAUCAAAAGCAGUUCAUGAUGUUCCAGACAUGGCUACAGCCCUGAAACUAGCAGUGGCAAAACCAUUUUUAUAUAUGGGCAUGUUAGUCACCAGGAAUCAAGCUUGCCUUAAGGAAAUUCUGUUGCACAUCAUUGUGAAUCACCCUCCCCAGUUUCUACUGGUGAUCCCUAUACUAUGUACACAGGACACUGUGUUAUGGAAGCUGUUUUACACCUUAUAUGGAUGUUGUUUAUUUGUGGGGGAAAUUUGGGGAAAAUUUAAUUUACACCAAAAGCUGAUUUUAUCCAGAUUUAUUAUUUGAUUGCUCCAUUGUUCUUUGACUUCCAUUCUUUUUUUCCACAAUAGCUUCAAAGGAAUUUAUUUGUUCUACUCUGACAGCCAAAAGUAAACAGGAUUUGUAGCACAGCAUAAAAUGCUAACAGCUCCCUCUGUGCCAUCUCUCACUGUUCCCUCUUGUCCUCCAUUAAAGUAAAUAAAACAGUUGCUUGCAAAAA